This is a messenger RNA of Benincasa hispida (wax gourd), 1108 nucleotides long. NCBI's taxonomy places the organism in Eukaryota, Viridiplantae, Streptophyta, Magnoliopsida, Cucurbitales, Cucurbitaceae. The record is from RefSeq and is a predicted model, not a curated record.
AUUAGAAUAUACAUUAUGGAUAAAAACUGUCAAACAUCUGUAGAAUCAACCAGUACCAGUAGCAGUGCCACAGGAAGAGACCAUAAUAGUCUCAAUCUCAGCAAAAUAAGCCAUAAGAUCUCCAAGGCUACUUCCCAAUCCCAGCUGAGAAAGCCCUGUUUUGAUGCUCCUUUGAAUCAAAAUCAUCCAAGCUUCAACCAAAAUCCCCAAAAUCGACUUCAAUCGGAAACCCCUCCAGUUCAACCGCAGCAGCAACAGAAUCUACAGGCGCAGCCGCAACAGCACCAGCCCCCGGUGUAUAACAUUAACAAGAAUGAUUUCAGAGAUGUAGUUCAAAAGCUUACAGGCUCACCGGCGCACGAACGGUUCUCAAAUCCUCCGCCUAUUCAGCCUCCUAAACCCCAAAACUCUCGCCUGCAACGAAUCCGCCCCCCUCCUCUAAACACCAACAUGCCCCCUCCACAACGGUUACCAAACGGUUUCCACCCCCCAACCCCCCUGAAUUUCGGCCUCACCGGACUGCCCAUGGCGCCUCUAUCGCCGUUGCCUCCACUUCCAGCCGUCCAUGCGGCGGCUGAAUCCCCUGUCUCCGCCUACAUGCGAUACAUCCAAAAUUCAAUUACCACAGCCGAUGCAAAUCUACCGCCGCCGCAAGGAUUCUCACCACUCGGCCCUCUGGCAUCGUCCUGCUGGAACAAUUUCACCUCACAGCAGCAAGGUUCGAUGGCUCUCCCGCCAUCGUCUGCAAUGUUACAGGCACAUCAGCAGUUUCAGGUAGCGCCAUCAUCGCCACUGGGAUUCGGACGCUUGAACUCGCCAAGGUCGUCGUCGCACAAUGUGUUGUCUUCCCCAAAUCUGAUGAUGUUUCCAGCAUCGACAGGUCAAUUAGGGUUUCCACAGUUGCCGGUCUCGCCAACUGUGCCAGCCUCAAGCCCUAGAUGGAUCGGCGAUUAGUCCUCUUCGAGCGGUACGUUCAAGAAACGUUGUCGUUUUAUGUGUCAAAAGCCUCGGGAAAGAAAGAGGGGAAAAUGCUAUUCUAUUAUUUUAUUAUUCACCAUGGAAUUUAAAUUGGGUACGUGUAUUUUAAAAUUGAAAUGCAAUGCCCUUU